AGGCAUUCACGGUGGCGACCUCGUGCGGACUUUAAAUGUACUGCAGCCUCCUUGGUAUUGUCAGCAAACGUGUGGAGUCGCAUGGAGAAGGUGUGGCAGUUUGUAAAGAUUUCCCGCGACGGUUCUCGCUAGCCGGUAUGUAAAGUGUUAUGCCGCGAGAGAGGAGACCACCCAAGCGCUACAGGCCAUCAUCUGAAAGUGAGGGAGAGGCGGAGGACAGCAGCAGCAAGAGUUCCACGCCACUCAGCCAGCCCAGCAGCCAGCCUAGUGGUUCUCCCAAACGGACCAAACCAGGGGAGAAGAAGAAGAAGGCCAUCCCGGGACCUGCGCCUGCACAACCUCAGGAGGCGUCACCAGUUUCAAACCCACCACCGGCUUCAGAAGCUACUCCCUCUCCUGAGUUGUACAGUGUACCACCCCCCACCCUCAUGGCACAGGACAUUAAAGUCCAGAAUCCUUUUGAUGAGUUUGAGCAGCAGCAUCCCCCUCCCCCUGCCCCCAACCCACACACCCUGAAGACCUUGAACCCGCCUGUUUCCAGAGACCCUAACAAGAUGGGCGGAGCCACCAAUGGGUUUGUGUCAGGCCCUGCCUACCCCUGUGGGAUCUGCAGGCAGGAAGUGAGCGACAAUGACGAGGCCAUCUUGUGCGAGGCUCACUGUAACCAGUGGUUCCACAGGGUGUGCACCGGGCUGACUGAAGCUGCCUACCACCUGCUAACAGCUGAACAGGCAGCAGAAUGGGCAUGUGAUAACUGCCUGAGAACUCAGAACAUACCACCAGUCCGAUUAAAGGACCAGCCACUGUCCAUGAUGUGAUCCUACCAUAAGUUUAUGUAUCUGUCACCAGAAGUUUAAGAAUCCUGAUUUUAAUCCUUUGAAUCUUCAGUAUUUUCAACAGAUGGCUCUAUGUUCUAGUAUGGUCAAGCAAGGAGGUUAUACGUAUACAUUGUUUUUUAGCCUCUUUGGGUCAAGAGUGUGAAGAUUCAUUUGGUAUUUUGUAGAGAGAUGAUCACAAACUGGUCAUUCCAGUAGAAGUUUAGUUCAUUCAUUUCUAUCCAUAUCCAAACAAAAGAGUAGUAUUGUAGAAAUUAUACCUAACCUCAUACUUGACAAUUAAAGAGCUUAGAAAAAGCCUGGUUUCAUUAAGUUGUAUUGUUGUACAAAAUAGGCUUAAAAAUAAAGUUAAUACCGAAAUGUUUGUUUUGUACAUACAUGUAUUUUAUUCAAGGUGCUGGUGCUCUCAAUGGUAAUAAAGUACAGCAGUUCUUGAUUACA
Branchiostoma floridae (Florida lancelet) is the source of this 1277-nucleotide messenger RNA. Its product is annotated as pygopus homolog 2-like. The record is from RefSeq and is a predicted model, not a curated record. Bases 150 to 818 code for a protein of 222 amino acids. NCBI's taxonomy places the organism in Eukaryota, Metazoa, Chordata, Leptocardii, Amphioxiformes, Branchiostomatidae. The transcript has 4 exons.